Larimichthys crocea (large yellow croaker) is the source of this 1131-nucleotide messenger RNA. Its product is annotated as UDP-glucuronosyltransferase 2A3. NCBI's taxonomy places the organism in Eukaryota, Metazoa, Chordata, Actinopteri, Sciaenidae. Gene Ontology annotation, molecular function: UDP-glycosyltransferase activity. The record is from RefSeq and is a predicted model, not a curated record.
AUGCCCACCGAUAGUAAAAAAAAUAAGGUGGACGCUACCCACAGGUUUGAAGAGCCACGGAUCAUCGGUUACCUGUGGAACGUUUAUCCAGGGGAGCAUCUCAGGAGUAUAGCUUCUUGCUGGGUGUCGUCUGAUCGUGUCCCCAUGGUCAUGGGUGGAAACGACUUCUGGUGUUCCCAACUGAUGGCAGCCACUGGCGUCCACAUGGACGUGAUGAUCCAGGGGCCUACAUGCCAGGGCCCGACAGAGUCCGGUGUCCGUACUCCAACUAAGCUUGGCGGACAACUGGUGGUAGAAAUAUUUGAGAACCAAGAUCUGAUGCGACAUAUGCGCAACACUGAGUUUGACGUUGUUCUUAUUGACCCGAGUGCCUGAUAGCUUCUGGUGGCUCAUGAGCUUAAACUGCCAACUGUUUUCAUACGUGGAGCCACCAGUGGAGAAGGGCAUGCUGUGGUGCUCCAUCUCACAUUCUCCUUGUUCCGUUGCAGAGAUGUUGUGUCAGAUAAGAUGACCUUUGGACAAAGGGUUCACAACACAUUAAAUAGUCUCAACAUCUCCAUGACAGGGUUCUAGUAUGCCCCUCACUAUGACAGACUGGUAGACAGGUACUUGGUCCAGAUGUGGAACUUCUAUUCCCCUUCUACAAUGAGCAGACAUCUGGCUCCAUAAGGGUGCGACUUUGUCUUUCGAAUUCCCAGGCCCACCAGCCAAACCAUCGCCUUUGGAGGUUUUCAAUGUAAGCCUUCGAAGCCUUUUAUAUCAGAGCUGGAGGAGUUUGUGGAAAGUUCAGGGAGAGCAUGGAUUCGUCUUGAUGUUCUUGGUACACUGGUCAAAAGCCCUACCUGUAGAAUCACUUCUGAAAUCGCUGCCGCCUUUGCCCAAAUUCCACAAAAGGUCUUAUGGAGGCAUGCGGUGAGCGACCAAAACAAUUUGGGCACAACACCCUACUGUUAAAAUUGGUUGCCCCAGCAUGACCUUGUGGGACCACCAAAGAUUAAAGCCUUUGUGGCACACGGUUGGCACUAACGGGCAUCUAUGAGUUCCAUCUACCACGGAGUGCCCAUAGUAGGCAUGCCCUAUCUGUUUGACCAGCUGAGAACCGUCUGGGUUGGGAGAUACGAGGUGUGCUAA